AUGUACCUCCCGCGUCCAUUGAUCUCGCACCUCUAUACGAACCUCAUCCGCUCUCACCACCCUCUUUCUCCUCCUGUCCUGCUGCUGGUUGCCCUCGAACCUGAUUCGUUAUGCGCGUGUCGCAUCCUCACGGCGCUUCUCAAGCGCGACUACAUUCCUCACAAAAUACAACCAGUCUCGGGAUAUGCAGACCUGUCCAAGGCUGGCGAAGAACUGGUGCGGCCCAUGAAGACUACAGAAGGCGGUAGUGGUGGACUCGUCAUCUGCCUCGGUGUCGGAGGACUCGUUGACUUGGGAGCCAUUCUAGGCUUGGAGGAUGAAGAGUCGAAUGAGACAAUGUGUGGAGUGGAAGUGUGGGUGCUGGACGCGAGAAGACCAUAUAACCUCGACAAUGUCUUCGGCGGGCAACCGAGUGAAGCACCUCUAGGCGACAUAGUGAACGAGACGAAGCCGCGAGCUCGAGGGGUGGAGAAAGGAUGCAUUCAAAAAUCAUACCGUUCUGGCAAAGGCGGCAUCAUAGUUUUUGACGAUGGGGACAUUGCAGGCGACUUAGAGACAGAGAGGAACGCGUACUGUGCGCUGGCAGAAAUGCCUCAAGUUGAUGCAGGUGAAAGCGACGACGGCGAGGAAGGGGAAGAAGGAGAUGAAAGUCAAGACAGCGCGUCGUCCAGAAAACGAAAGUCUUGGUCCGAUCGCGAUAACGAAGACGAAGACAGUGAAGAAGAGGAAGAGAGACCACGUCAACGGCGAAGGAGUAACUCGGGGUCAUCUAUUGCGUCCCCCCGAAGCAGAAGCCCUUCGUCCUCUCAGCCAGCAUCACCAGCGUCUCAGGCACAGUCCCCGAAACCACAAACAUCAAUACAGCUACGCCGACGAUUACGAAAGCUCCGGCAAGAACACGAAUCGGUGCUCCGGCAAUACAACCGUCUCGGGACUUCCUAUUCGGAGCCAGUCUCGACACUGGCCUAUUCUCUGGCGUCGGACCUGGGACGUGAAGACAAUGACAUACUGUGGCUUGCCAUCAUUGGCGUCACUUCACUCGAGCUGUCUGGCCACACCUCCACCGGUCUUGGGACAUCUGUUUCAAGGAUAGCGACCCUCCCACAUGACCAGCACAGAGGAUGGCGGACCACACGUUCUUCUCAAACAUAUGCCCUUCUCCGCGACGAAGUCAGACGCUUAAACCCCCCACCUGCAGACCAAUCGCCGACGAUAUCCCCCGUUACCGGCGGCACAAGUUCACCUAGCGAUACCUCCAUUCGACUGACGCCGGACCCCCGAUUUCUUCUCUUGAGGCAUUGGUCUCUGUACGACAGCAUGCUGCAUUCACCAUAUCUUGCCUCUCGAUUACAUGUCUGGAACGAAUCCGGCAUCAAGCGUCUUCACAAACUUUUGGCGAAGAUGGGGGUGUCCUUGACCCAGUGUAAACAGACAUAUACCCACAUGGACAUGGAUUUGAAGAAAACUCUUCGGGACCGUCUCCUGAAAUAUGCGGGCGUGUAUGGCCUCGACGGUCUUGUCCCGUCCGGCUCGGGGCGAGCAUCUUUCGAACAAGAAGGCUGGGGUUUCAUCCGCUCCUGGGGCUGGAAAGCCCAACUUUCGGCCGUCGACGUGGGCGUCAUUCUGGGAGCGAUCCUUGACGUCGGGAUAAGUAACGUUCCCACUUCCUCAGCAAUGUCAUCUUCAUCGACAUCAUAUGCAGCCUCUUCACAACAAACAAGCGCCUCCGAUGACAUCCCGGAGCGCUCAGAAACGCUUCUGCCACGCUUCUUCGCUGCUUACGACGCUCUCGCACCAAAUCACCCGACCCAUCUCCUCGCCGCCAUUCCAGCAGCGCAGCAUCUUCUACGAUCAAUCCUCCGCACGGGCUCUUCGUUGCUUAUGAAGCACCAGAUCCGCCAUUUACGUGCAUUUCGUAUGGGUGUGGUGAAGGAAGGGCCUGAUUUAGCCCUUUUCGCCAACAGUCCUGGGGCAUUGGUAAAGUUGGCAUUAUGGGUGGGUGAGUCGAUUGCGGUGAGUGAGAAGGAGAAAAGUAGCACAGAGCCACCGACGCCAUUGGUUCUUGCAGCGUUGGACGAGGCGAGAGGGACGUACGUUGUUGUGGGCACAGGUGGAGGGAUUGGUGGUGGUGAGGACGUCGAAAGUAGAAAGGAGAAAGAGGAACGAAGGAAGAAGAGGGAGGAAGAAAGAGAGAAGAAGAGGAAAAUCAGAGAAGACAAGAAAGCUGCCCGGAAGGCCCAAAGAGAAUUACUGGGUGACGACUCUGAUGCCGAGGAUGAAGAAACGGAAUCCGAAUCGGAGCCUGACUCGGAGUCGGACGACGACCAAGAAGACGAGGCGGAACAAGAAAGGAAACGCAAGAGAGGAUAUGGCCACAAUCGGUUUGGGAUUGCUUUCCAAGAGGUUAUCGAGGAGACGAACGCGCGGGUCCGGAUUGAUUCGUUUGAUCACUGCAUUGUAGAGGUCAAAAAGGAGGAUCUCGCCGGCUUUCUCGAGGGACUAAGCCUCAAGGCUGUUGUUGGCAGGUGA
This is a messenger RNA of Fonsecaea erecta, 2529 nucleotides long. RefSeq lists its product as hypothetical. Gene Ontology annotation, biological process: DNA replication initiation; mitotic DNA replication preinitiation complex assembly; double-strand break repair via break-induced replication. The transcript has a single exon. The coding region runs from base 1 to 2529 and encodes 842 amino acids. NCBI's taxonomy places the organism in Eukaryota, Fungi, Ascomycota, Eurotiomycetes, Chaetothyriales, Herpotrichiellaceae. The record is from RefSeq and is a predicted model, not a curated record. Gene Ontology annotation, cellular component: DNA replication preinitiation complex. Gene Ontology annotation, molecular function: single-stranded DNA binding; chromatin binding; DNA replication origin binding.